Molecule: messenger RNA, 2602 nt
Organism: Owenia fusiformis
Lineage: Eukaryota; Metazoa; Annelida; Polychaeta; Sabellida; Oweniidae
Source: the annotation of a GenBank genome assembly
UCAAAAUAUUAUGCCCUUAUAUUAGCCUCCAUGGCCAUGAUCGUAUAUUAUUGUAGAUAAAGCAAUUGCAAUAAUGAAGCUGGACAACACCUUAUCGCCCACCAUAAAUUCAUAAAUGUUUGACUGAAGACACGAUUUUGUAACACGGUUUAUUGCCCCCUACACACAUGGCAAUUUCCCUCCACCAUGUUAUAAAUACGAAGGUCGUAAAGGGGGUAUGUACCAUAACACGACGAGCCUUAUUCUAGAACUGAAAUGAUAUUUUUGACAGCGGCAGCCAUUUUUGCAUUUUCAGGUGUUGCAUUUGGUCAGCACGAUCCUAACUGUUGGGCCGGCAGACAUGUCAUUGUUCAUUUGUUUGAAUGGAAGUGGACAGACAUUGCUGCCGAGUGCGAGAGAUACCUGGGACCAAAAGGAUUCUGCGGUGUUCAGGUUUCACCAGCCAAUGAGCACAGAGUAGUGACUGACCCGUUUAGACCAUGGUGGGAACGUUACCAACCUGUCGGCUACAAUCUAAACAGUAGAAGUGGCAACGAUGGAGAGUUCAAAGACAUGGUGUCCCGAUGUAACAAUGUCGGUGUAAGAAUAUACGUCGAUGCCGUUAUCAACCACAUGGCAGGAGCUGGAAUGAGCGGAACCGGAAGUGGGGGCUCAUAUUUUGACUCAGGCAGCGCCCUCUCCUUCCCAUCAGUUCCGUUUGGACCAAGCGAUUUUAACUGCUGUAACUGCGCUGGUUGUAGCACGAGCGGCUGUAACAUUGAGAAUUAUGGAGAUGUCAAUCAAGUCAGGAACUGUAGACUGGUUGGUCUUACUGAUCUUGCACUCGGCAACGAGUACGUCCGCGGCAAAGUUGCGGACUUUCUGAAUUAUUGUAUUGAUAUUGGAGUGGCUGGAUUCCGUGUGGACGCCUCUAAACACAUGUGGCCUGGAGAUAUGCAAAACAUCGCAGGACGCUUGAAUAAUCUCAAUGGCGCUUACUUUAACUCUGGCGCAAGACCUUUUAUCUUCCAAGAAGUUAUCGAUCUUGGCGGAGAGCCAAUCAAGGGGACCGAAUACACAGGAAUCGGUAGAGUCACAGAAUUUAACUAUGGUGGACAUUUGGGGCGAGCAUUCAGAAAACAAUUCUCACUUUCAAGUCUUUCCAAUUUUGGUGAAGGAUGGGGUAUGCUGUCUUCUGGUAACGCCGUGGUGUUUAUUGAUAACCAUGACAACCAGCGAGGUCACGGUGCAGGUGGAGCCGACAUCCUUACCUUUUACGUAGAUAAAUGGUACAAAAUGGCGAACGCAUUUAUGUUGGCCCAUGAGUACGGCUUUACACGACUUAUGUCUAGUUAUUCCUGGGACGGAGGACCGAGCUCUAACGAUUGGAUUGGACCACCUUCCGAUGGUAGUGGAAACACCAAUUACGUCCCGAUCAACGAAGACGGAACCUGUGGAGAUCGAUGGAUGUGUGAGCACAGAUGGCGUCAAAUUGGAAAUAUGGUUGCGUUCCGAAAUGCAGUCACGGGACAAGGCACGAACGAUUGGUGGGACAACGGUAACAAUCAAAUAGCAUUCGCAAGAGGGAACAAAGGAUUCAUCGCCAUUAAUAACGACGACUAUAACAUGGACGAAUGGCUGCAAACCGGACUGCCCUCUGGUGAUUACUGUGAUGUUAUUUCUGGUGAUGUCACAGAAAAUGGCUGCACCGGUACAACAGUUUCCGUCGAUGGUAACGGUUUCGCCAGUGUUUUCCUUAGCUCCCAAUCAACUGACCCCGUUCUUGCAAUACAUGAAAAUUCAAAGGUAGGAAAAGGUAGCGGUGGUGACGGUGGUGUAGUGACAGAUUCGCCUGUCAGUGUGACAACCAGGGGAGAUAUAAGUAAAUUUCGAAGAACAGUCUUCAUGCUCAAGAAAAAAACUAGUUACGGACAAGAUAUGUUUUUAAGAGGGGGACUCGAUAGUGAAGUAAAACAGAGAUGUCCUUCAAAUGGGCCAGCAAGCUCGAGCGAUUGUGCGAUUCCUAUGAGUCACAAUAGCCUCGGCACGUCAUCUCAUUACGACAAGAUAAACGCAUGGAGAGUGGGAGACAACUACCUGGACUGGCACGGCGCCGAGUCCGGCCAGGGCACAUACAAUGGCCAGACGGCCGACGGCACACCAGCAGCCUGGACCUCAAGCUCAAGUGGUAGCUCUGGCUACCAGCCACUUAAUGUUUAUGGCGAUCAUUAUUGGAUGAUUGACGUACAGAUGGACUGCUCCAAGGCAGAGGGCGGCUGGUUUGAGGUGAAGGGCUACGUAACCAAUGGAGAGGGGUGGGAGGGUGACAUAUAUCAAGAUUCGUCGUGUGGUGGAACAAUGGGAGGGAGCAAGCCAUAUACUUCGAGCAAUCAUAUGGGCCGCUGUGGCUACGUCAACGUAUUUGAAUGGAACGCCAACUGGUGUUCGGUGAACAACUUCUAAUAAAAAUGAACAUAUAUAAAGUAAACACUGAUUUACAUAGAAUAAAAAUGCAUUUAGUUAUAUUAGCUUCGAUUGCAUUUUCUCUAUCUGAUGUUUAUGAUAUUACUUGCGUUGUAUGUACACGGCGCAGCUAUAUAUAAUGUACGUGUACUUUUUUAUA